Messenger RNA from Cinara cedri, 22116 nucleotides. The record is from the annotation of a GenBank genome assembly. NCBI's taxonomy places the organism in Eukaryota, Metazoa, Arthropoda, Insecta, Hemiptera, Aphididae.
AACGCAUUUUGUAAUAAUUUAUUAUAUGUGUAACGUGUUUUUAAAAAUUAAAAUCUUUGUCGUUCCAUAUUAAUGUAAAUUAUAUUUUAUAUGGUUUCAACUUUAAAUUUAAGAACUAGUAGCAUAUUAACAUAAUAUUAUGAUGGAUUUAAAAUUCGUUAAUAUUAAAUUGUGCUUAAAAUUGUUCAUCAUAUUGAAAUUGUUUAUUCAGGAAUCGAGUACGUAAAUGAAAUUAAAUCUACUGUUUUAUUUUAUUACUUUGUAAUGUUUCUGUUUUAAUUGAAUAGCUAAAAAUGUAAAUUUAUGUACUCGAACAUCAUAUUACCUAUGAUGUUAGGUAAAAUUAUGUAGAUAAAAUGUUUAUGUUAUAGAUUCAGCAAGUGUUACUCUAGCUAAUUUAAAUACUAUAUGCUGUAUUGAUACCGGAACAAACGAAAUAACUAAUAUAAAUGAUGCGUUACCAUAUUGUACAGCAAUAGCUACAUUUAGUGGAAAUGACCAGAGUAAGUAUUUACAUAAAAUAAAAAAUUGUAUUAAACGUUAAACUUUAUAAAUCAGUAUAUAAUGUCACAUAUAUUUGUAUAACGUUAGGAAAAAUAUAUUUUUUUUAAACUGCUUAAUAAUAUUGAGUAUAUGUUCACUUUUUAUAAUUUGCUAUUUUUUCCCUUUAUCUGUCUAAGACGACUUCGAGGUAGCCCGACCUAUAAUUUAUUCCAUGGCCUGACUAAAAGUUAUUAAAUAAAAAUAUUGACUAGGUACAAUAGAAAAAUAAAUAUUCAUGAUACACUGCAAUUAAUAUUAUCAAUAUUGCCCGAUAAUUUAAUAUUAGGAAUAUUGUUAUUCCCAAAAAAUAAAAUUUAUAAUAUAAUAUGAUUAAUGAAUCAUUAAGAAAUUCUGUUAUUUUCAAUUUUGAUGAAAACAUUUUUUUGGUUCCUUAAAUAUGCUUAGAAAUUUGAUUCAAAGUUCAUUAAAAGCUGUUCUUAUCGGGGAGUGAAAACGAUUUGAAAAAACGUGGAACCACUUCACGGAACAAAUUAAAUCGUUUUUUAAGUCAAAAAACGAAAUUUUCUUACACGAUUUUAUUUCCUGGUUUUUAUGGCCAAAAUAAAUAUUAAAAUCUGAAUUUACGACUUUUUUUUUUAAUCAAAAUUUCAAACUCCAAUCAAAAUUGUUCUUUGUUUAUAAUGAUUCAUCGUUGCAUACUGAUAUUAACUAAAUUAUACCUAUGAUGCUUUGGCACAUCUGUCUUUAAUAAUAUCUAGGGUGUCCCACUAUGAUCUACCACUUGAAAUAACUUUUGUUCUGUUCAAUAUUUUGAUAUAUAUAUUUUUUUUUUGAAAUAAUGAGUAUGCCUCUGCGCUACAGUUUAUAUUUGAAUAAUUUUAAGGGGAGGGGGUGUUAAAAUAAAAAAUUUUUAAUACUAAUUAAAAUUUUGAAAAAUAGUUUUUUAGAAAAUGUUUGGUGAUUGAAACUUUUGUAAAAGUAUGGUCGUUUUAUACGAUUUUUUGAAGUUUUUGCAAAUGUGAAUAUUACCUAUAGUAAAGAUUAUUCUUCUACAAUAUUUAAUCAGUUAUUAGUCGGGGUACAUGACGAGGAUUUACUAUUCCAUGAGCUAAUACCAUGCAAUAAUAUUACCUUAUUAUAGUUAAUGAGUAUUGAAAAAUUAAAUUUAUAAUGGUCAUUUAUGUUGAUAAACAAUAUUGUUAUGGUUGAAAAGAAAAUUAUUAAAAUGGUCAUAAAAUUGUAGAAAAUAAAAAAUCAUACUUAUAAACAAAAGUUUCAAUCACCAACAAUUUUCUAAAAAUCUAUUUUACAAAAUAACUGUUUUGAAUUUUUUAAAAAAAGUUUUAGUAAAAUUUUACAUUUUUUUAUUUUAAGUCCCUGCUGUAAAAAAAAAAGUGCAAAUAUAAACUGUAGCACAGAGGCUUACUUAUUAUUUAAAAAAAAUAUACAUCAAAUAUACUAAAUAGAACAAAAGUUUUUUCAAGAUAAUCGUGAAAAACCUGUAUAAUAAUUCAAAACACUGACGAGGUUGCUAUUGAAAUUUCAAAAUAUCAAAUUUCCUUUGUUUUAUGUGAAUAAAUUGUGGCUUAUUUCCUUUUGGAAAGAACAAUAGGUUUCAUAUACUAAUGUUUCGAAGUCCUGUAUACGACACCUUAGAUAUGUCAAAUUGUUCGAGAUAUUUUACCUAGCCAGUAAAUAUUUUAUUCACAUUAUUCAAUGUUGUAAUUUGUAGCCAUUAUUCUGUCUUAAAGAAAAUAUUUUUUUAUAAAAAAUCUUAUCCUGGGGACGGGUUUUUACUAUUGUAAGUGGGAAGUUGGAAUUGUAGGAUACAUGAUGUUGUUUAAUAUAUAACUGUAAGUAACGAAAAACCAUUGCUAGCAAAAAAAGUUUCGAAAUAAAUUUCGGUUAACAUGUUUUAAAAAACUAAAAUAUUAUUUAAAUUUUAAAGUUUUCAUCGAAAUUUGAUUUAAAAAACUUUUAAAAAAACUAAAUAACACUCAACUUUUUUUUUACUAUUAAGUACGGCUUAUAAUGAACAUCCUGUUAAAUUUUAAAGUAUUUCUGUUUGGUCCAAACAUUUUAUCAACAGAGUAGUAACUAGGUAACCUACCGAAUAAAAAUUACGUAAAAAACAUCGAAAAAUUAAAAUGUCUAUCUGCAAUACCUCAAACGGAUUAGAUGUUUCAAACAUUUUGCCACGUCUAAAAAAUACAAAUAUGAGUUUUCUGUGAAUUAAAAAUUAAUUUAAACUUAAUUACAAAAAAAAAAUUGAAAAUAAUAAAAGGUGUGGAACCAACCUUGGUGCAAAAAGGGUCAAUGUCACAAUUGUGAUUGAAGAGAAAUGGGAUUUGAAAUUUUAAUUCUCCGUGUAUUUUAUUAUAAAAAACCAUUUAUACAUAUAGUAAACAAUUGUUAACCAAAAAACGUUUCGGAACGAAGAUCGGUUUACAGGUUUUAAAAAGCUAUAAUACAAUUAUUAAAAAAACCAAUAAAAAAUCAAAAAACAACUUUCUUAUUCACCAACAGGAAUAAAAAUUCAACAAUAAUGAUUUCUUGUCGUCAUUUUUUUAUUGGAGGAAUAUUUCUAGUAGAAAAACAAAGUGCAAAAAUUUAAAAUAAUGAAAUCGUAAUGCCACAAAUUGUACAGUUUUCAUUUUACAUUAAAUAUGAUUAUAAUUUUAUAAUUCAAUUUGAUUAAUGCAAUAAUUUGUCUUUUUUAGCAACCCAGAAUGACAUAACUAUACUAAGAGGAAAUCUCCCAUAUGUUUAUAUAUAUGAUAAUCAAGGGCACUCAAAAAUGAAAAAAAGUAUAAAACCAAAACACGUUAGCAAAUUUGUAAACGAACUAGUAUCAUUAAUAAACGAUGAUAAAAUAGACGUAAUGAUUUUUGAUCACUUUGCACCGGUAAAUAUUUUUUUUAAUAUUCAAUUAAUUUUUAAAAAUUAAAAAUUUAUCUUCCUUGUUAAUUAUUAGGAAUCGUAUUGGUCGAGGAAAAAUAAAGAUAGUUUUCAAGACCACCUUGUAGAUUUCUUUACAAAAUUGAAAUCAAAUUUUCCAGACAAAUUAUUUGGACUGUUCCUUCCUAAAGAAGAAAAAUAUUUAAAAAAAGGUAAUCUUAUACAUAAGGUCCUAUCUUAAGAGGAUUUCGGGUUUUUUAAUAAAAUGAAAACACCACAUAUUUAUAGUUUACAUCACCUUCCUCCUACUAAAAUUAUUUUCCACUUACGGCCAUACUUGUUCUUCGUUUUUCAUUCCUCAUUUUUUCUUAUACGAUACUCUUCAUUUAAAGCAAUGAAAUUAUAAAUUUGAGACAUUUUAAAGCUUUUUAUAGAAAAUCUAAUAUUUUUGUUGUAAUUCAGUUAAAAAUUAAAAUUUGGGCAGAAAAAUUAUAUUUGCCUUUUUUAGACGUGGUAAGAUUUUCAAAAAAUUUAAGCUAUUUUUGAGCUAUUUUUUAUUCGGUAGGUACUCUGUAGUAAAAUUGUUAGACUGAACAAUAAUGCUUUAAAAGUCUUACAUUAUGGUAAAAAAAAAAAAUUAUGAGUUUAAUGCAUUGCUCUUUUUUAUACAGACAUUUUAAUAUCAAAUUUUGACAAAAAUAGAUCGAAUAAAAAAUUAUGUGGAACAAAUCUAAUUUUUUAAUUAUAUUUGAUCAUAUGUAUAUUGCCGAUUUAAGAAUGAUUGUGAAGUCAGAAUUGAACUGAAUUAUUAAGUUUCGAAAUUAUAGCUGUUUAAAGUUUUGAUAUUUACGGAUAUUAUAUGUUAUGUUAAAUAACUCUAUAGUGUCUUCAUUAAAUUAUGUUUGUCGUAACCGAAUGGAUAUACAUACCUAAUUAUCAUCCUAGGGUACACGAGUUCAAAACCGUGUUUCAAAAAAUAUUAUUUGCAUUAAUUUUUUCCUUUUCGCAAAAUACCCCUCAAUUUGUUGUGCAAACUUUUCUACCAGAAAUCUUGCUUUGAUGAAUGAAGUGUGUAUAGUUUAUUUUCUGAAAGGAAAUUUUAUUUCCAUGGUAAUUUAGGGAAAACUUUUUGAUUUUCCAAGUGGUUUUUCAUAAUAUCUGGAAAAAAUCGCAAAAAACAAGAAAAUGUACGGAUUAUAUUAUUUUUUUACUGUAUACAACUUUUCUAUCAGCAAUUUUGUUUCGAUUUACGAUGAUCGAACUUUUUCUAAAAGAAAGUUUCACUGGGGAGGUACUUUAGGGAGGUCGUUUUUCAAUUGUUUCUGGAAUUUUCUCAACAAAUGUGAAAAACCGGGAAAAACAUGGUAAAACCAUGAAAAACGAGAAAAUCGGUAUAUUUUAAACAAGUAUUAUUAUAUAAAAUAUAUAAUGCCUAUUUAAUUGUUUUAUCAUAAUAUGACAAAUAUUAUACAGAGUGAUUUUUUUAUCAAACAACACUCAUUAUUUCAAAAAGUAUUGACUUUUAUCGAAUUUUUUUUUCUGUUAAAUUAAAAAAUAAAUAUUUCUAAAAUGUUAUAUCAUUUUUUUUUUUUUUUUUUUAUGCCCCUUAUUUUUGGCAGUGAAACGACUACCCACUUUUGAUUUUCAAAUAGCAACCUAUAUUUAAAUGCCCUUAAUAAAUGGAGUAUUAUUUAGGGCAUUUUCAAAAAAAUCAUCCUGUAUAUUGUUGACAAAGCAUCACUAUCUACUGAACUGCGCUCAAAAUUGUUUUUUUCGUUAGCAAUGGUUUAUCGUUGCUUACAGAUAUACAUUAAAUUACCUAUAACAAUGUCUGCACCCAUCUCCAUUAUCCUAAGACAUCUUUUAUUUAUUAUACAGAUUACGCAAAUAUGGCAUAUGGAACGCGAUAAUACACUAUAUCCAAUUGAGUAAAAUAUAUAUCAUAAUAUAUAACACUAUUUGUAUUACCUGCGAGUUUGUUCAUUUUUAUAUGUCUGUACAGUUAAGUGUGUAUAGACAUUGUAUAUUUCGGUCCAAUUUAGUGCCUCCCGUUUUCAAACAUUUUGAUUUUCAUCCCUACUUUACAUAUUUUAUGGAUGGAAUUUUCAAAAAUUCUUCUCUAUGAACCAGUUAGUGAGUCAGUUUCUUCUCUAAUUAUUCAACAAACUUCAGUGUUCAAAGUUUCUAACUUGUUUAUGUUGAUUGUAUAAUCGGAUUCGAUAGUCGGCGGAACUAAUAUUAAAACUGCGGAAUCGAUAUCCCCCAUUAUUAUAAUCUACCUAAUGUUAAUCAUUAAUAUAUGUUUGUUUUUAGGGUUUGAUGUUUCUGUUAUAGACAACGUUGUUGAUGUUUAUUUAGUUAAAUCCAUUGGUUAUAAAAAAUGCAAAAAACGAUUUCCUAUAAGGCAUACUCAUCAAGAAGACAUGCGCACUGUUGAUCCGUCAAAUAAUCUUGUAAGAUAAUUUUGUUUGUAAUAUUAUUAUAAACUGAUAAAAAACUUUAAUUAGAACAGUUUUUUUCAAAAAACUAUAACAUUUUAAAAAGACGAACACACUUCGCACAAUAAGUCAGUAACGCAUUUACAGGGGGAAGGGGGGUGAAUGACCCGAAUGACCCCAACAACAAAAUAUUAACAGUUUUAAAGGCGGUAGUUUUAUUAAGUGUAUUCAUUUUUGUUUUCAUCACAAAAUAUAUAACAUUUAAUAGAUUAAUAGAUUGAUCUAUGAGUUUAUUUGUAUAAGUAAUAGGUAAUUUUUGUAAACGCUGUUGAAUAAAAGGACCGAGAAUGAAUUUAUGUCUAGUACGAUCGCCUUUUGUAAAGAAUUUUUUCUAUACUGUGUUGUCUACACUUUUUACUCCCCCAAGCAUAGAUAUAUAUAAUAAACUAGAUUGCUAGAUAGCCUGUAUAGUCUGUGUAUUACGUUGAAGUCAACAUCCGCUAUUUAAAUCGAGGCCGGAACGCCUUAUCAGUUAUUAUUUAUUUAUUUUUUGUAUUGUAAAUUGUAAUAUAAUCAAAAUAUUAAUUUAAAAAUUAGAAUAUUUCAUUUCUAAGUAGAGCGAAGAAUCUUAUGGUUUUACAAAAAUGUUUACUGUUUUCUUUUUUUUAUCUGUGCGCAAGUUUUCUGGUAGAAAAGUUGCUCGGAUUUCUACGUAUAGUAUCUUUUUUAAAAGGACAUUUCACUAGCAAGCUACUAAAGAGGUCCUUUUUUGUUUUUCAAAUAGUUUUUUCAGCAAAUGAAAAAAAAAAGAAAAACCAGGAUAAAACAUGGGAAAACAUAAGAAAAUUUGGUAAAUCCGUACAACAUUAUACAAAUUUUAUUUAAGAAAAUAUAUAAAGCCUAUUUAAUUAUUUUACUUUAAAAUGGCAUAUAUAUAUUAAUAACAAAGCAACACUAUAAACUGAACUCCGCUCAGAAUCAUUUUUUCGUAAGCAAUGGUUUAUCGAUGCUUACAGAUUCAUGCUUAAAUUCCCGUCUAUAUCCUACAUUCCCAACUUCCCACCUACAUCAGUGGCUGCACCUGUCCCCAUUAUCUUACCUUUUUUAGUUUUAUAUCUUAAAUUUAGUUAAGCUUUACGUUUUAUUAAAACGUUCAUCAUUUUUUUUACAUCAGUAAAUAAUUAUCAAAAAAGAAACAUUCAUUAUUGGUAGAUACUUUUAUAACAAUAAUAAUAUGAUUAAUACAAUGCUUAAUGAUUGUAAAAAUAAUAAAAUAAAGCGCAUGUUAUAAAACAAAAUUGUUUUUGUAAGUUUAUUUCAUUUGCUUGCUUGUUAAUUUCAAUAAAACAAUAAUGUAUUCAAAUUAAUGUAUCAUUUAUUUGUUAAUUUUUGUUAUAUUUACAAAUACAUAUUUUUUAUAUCCAUAAUCCAUAGCAACUACACAUCUCUAUAUUUCUCAUCUUAUUUAUACUAAGGUCACAGUAUCUAUUAUUUAGUGUCGUAAAUAAAUAUAUAAAUAAAAAAUUAAUAAAUUAAUAAAUGUGUCACCUAGAGUAUUAUUUUAAGUGUAUUAUACGACCAGAUUCGAAUUAAAAAUUCAUCAUUAUUUAUAUCACAGUCAAAAUUUAAAAAGCGACUGAAUAUAAAAAUAAAAUGAAGGAAUACAAAGAAAAAAGUACAUAUUACAAAAAAUUAAAAACCAAUAAUAGUCAUGAAUAAUAUUGUGAUAAUGUGAUUAAAAAUUAUCAAUUGAUAAUAUAUCUGUUGUUCCGACAUCAAAUUAAAUGGCGAAACUAAAUUUCUUAUGUUAUCACUAGUUAGCAAUCUAGUCUAUUAUGUAUAUAUAUCUAUGCUCCCAAGUAAUAAGUAAUAACAAUAUAAUUUUUGAGGGCUAAAAUAACUAUGUAUUUAUUUUUUUAAUAAUUUUAGGAGGGGCUAACUCCCAAUCUUCGUCUGUUACUUUGUUAUAGCCAGACAACAAAUUUCGUUUACGUGUGAUACAUAUUUAAUUUGUAAUUGAUUAAAAUAUCAAAUAAAAUUAUUAAAAAUGAACAAUAAUUUAUUUUUGUAUUUUCUAUCAUUACUACUUUUAGAUUAAUAAUUGUUAAUAUUUUACUUUCAGGAUUUUACUUUAAAAAUGUUAAUGACUUUAGGAUAUGAUUUAAAAAAAUGCCUAUUGGAUAUACGUGUUAUUGUAAAUACUGUUAACUGGUGGCAUUCUAAUACCAAGAAUGACAUAUCAUACUCAAAUGUAAGUACUAUAAUGCAUUAAUGUUAUAAUUUAAACGUGCCGAAAAACCUUUAUCGCUUUAAUUUAGUUACUAUAAUUUUUGGUGCACAUUAAACCAAAGUACCAAACGCAAGCAUACUCGAUAUGUAUUUAUUAUACCGAAUACAUUUUGAUGGGGACAUUUUUAGUUUCCGUCAAUCCGUUAACAAGAUAUUCUACUUUUAUGUUUGGGCACAGAAUAUACAAAAUAUGCACUUGCAUACCCUAGGAGUAGUUUUUUGUUUUAGAAGGCAUAUGAAUAAAGUCUCAUUUCAAAAUAGUGAUGAUGAGGUAUGGACGUGUUUUUUAAUAAUCCAAGAAAAUAUUAUUUGAAUUGGUGUUAUUAUUAGUGUAAAUAUGUUUACCACGUGGAUGCUAUCAAGUUACUUAUUCUUGAGUUUAAUUUCUUUUUUUUUAUGAGUAUUAAUUAGACUAGGCAUAGAUAUAAUGUUGCAUUUAUAAAUUAUAUGAGGAAAUUUUAAAAUAUGAUAUAUUAUUUUCUAAAAAAAAGUAAUAACAAUAAUAUGUUUAUUAGUGGCAGUACCAGGAGUGAGCCAGGGUGGGCCACGGCACAUUCUAAAAUCUUCCCAAACUUCGGCCAGCCCACCUUGUAUGAUUACAAAGUAAUUUUGUUUUACACUAAAUAUCAUAUUUUUAAAUACAUAGAAAUAUGAAAAAAUGUAAAGAUCAUAAUUAUAUUUUAGAUUCUGAGUGUAGCGAAGAAUUUAUUAGUUUUACAAAUGUUUAUUUUUUUUUCAUGUAAACAUUUUUUCUACAGGAAAGCUUACUCCGAUGUAUACGAUAUAAACCCUUUUCUGAAAGGAAAGUUUCUUGGAGUGGUACUUAAGGGUGGACAUUUUUCAAUUUUCUCAGAAGUUUUCUCAUUAAAUGUGAAAAAUCAAAAAAAAAACUGAGGAAAACGGGAAAAUGUGGAUAACUUUUCUACCAACAAUUUUACUCCUAUUUACAAUGAUAGCACUUUUUCUGAAAAUAAAUCUAACUGGGAAAGUACUUUAAGCAGGCAAUUUUUUCCCAGCAAAUGUGAAAAACUGGAAAAAAAACAUGGGGAAAUUGGGAAAAACUUAGGAAAAACAGGAAAAUCAAUACAAUAUUAAACAAUUAUUAUUAAAGAAAAUGUAUAUUUAUGUAUUUAUGUAAUUAUAUAAUGCCUAUUUUAUUAUUUUACCAUAAUAAUCUCCACGGAUUGAUACAAAGGUAUCAAGAAAAAUGUUGGCCUCAGUCACUAAUAUCGGUAAUAAUCCAUAGAUAAUAAAUCAAUAUUUAAUACCUAAAUCGCUAAAAUAUUGUAAUAAAAUCCCUUAAACUUAAUCAAAUUACAAAAUGAUUGUUUUAUCCUAUAAACUCAAUUAAGCUAUCUACACAUUUUAAAUGUGUUAUAACAAAUCAAUAUUAGCAUACUCUUGCAUCCUGCAAAUGACGCCACUGAUUAUACUAGUGGGUUAACGCAGGUUCUUAAUGGCUAUUAAGCUAAAGAUGUCAAACACCUCAUAAUAUCGGAUAGUAAUAAUUGUAUACGAAUCACUGGGGCCCAACCCUAUAACUAGGUGUAGCAGUCGCUAAACCUUGAAAAUAAGAGGUAGAUGCAGGAUGAGUAUAAUAACAUAAUAUAAAUUACUUGAAAUAUAUUCAUUACUAAUGCUGCGCCACGCCACUGACUGGGUGACUGAUGGUCACUUCAGUAAUUGUUGGUAAAGGCGAAAAAGAAAUAAACCUACCUGUGUUCGAUGCCCGACGGAAAUGUAUCAUUAUAUUUUUAUUGCAUACCGAAAAACAGCGAUGACACAGACGGGCGACGGCCGACCAAAUGCAGUCUGCCUAGUGCCUAGCGUACUAUAAUAAUAUUAUUAUAAUUAUUAAUUAAUAUCGUUAUCGACGUUAUUAUCGUCGUCAUCGAACGGCGACGAUGCCACAAAACAUAACCAAAAUAAACUCAAGUUUUACAAUAUUAUUACAGUCAUUCCUUAUAAUAUUUCCAUUUCAUAGUGACAGUGAUAGUGUUUCUGUUUAUAUUUGCAAACGUAUGAACUGUUUGUCUGUUUAUUAAUUUAUUGUUCUGUCUAAUUUCAUACCGUUCACUCGAGUAUUGAGUAUUGACUAUUAAACGUGCUUAGAAUAAAUAAAAUCAACUGAUUUAUCUAGUUUGUACCGUCCAGUUGCCUUUUUUCUUUCAAUUUAAAUCACUAAAUUAGUAAGUACCUACAAUUAUUGUAAUAUUAAUUAGAGUAUUAAAUAUUACCAAUAGUUAGUUAAAUAUGUCAAUUUUUAAUUUUUAUUUUAUAGGUAGAUAUUAAUUGUCAUUUUUUUUUAAAUAAAUACCUAGUAAAUAGUUACGUGUUUUUUUUUAUAAAUAUUUUAUAAAUUUCAUCUUUGACGUCAUUCAAGAUGGUUGAAAAGUGUAUUUGCUGAAAACUAAAAACAAAAAAAAUCAAUGAUACUAACUGGAUGCGACAUUUAGAUACCUGUCAAUCAUCAAAAAUUAAAUCAAAUAAUACUAAUAUUACUUCUUAUUUUACAAUUGGAUGCAAUAAAAACAUUAUUAUGGAAGGUAAAUUAUAUUGGUACCAUUAAAAAGUAUAACUUAAUAUUAAAACUUUUUAAAAUAAAAUUAGUUUUCAAUUUUUGUACUAUGAUUAAUUUACCAAUAAUGAAUAUUUGUAAAAGUUGAUAUUAAUAAACAAAUAAUAUUAAUGAAAUAAAUAUAUUAAUGGUGAUUGGUAUUUUAUUUGUUUAUUGUUGAAUUAUGAAAUCAUUUUAACAUAACAUUUUAUACUUAGAAAUUUAUACAGUGGUCGAUUCUGGAGUUAAUGACCUAGUAUUAAAGCCAACAGAUUAUAAGAAAAAUGACAAUGUGGAUAUUUGUAAACCAGACUAUAGUAAUGCCAUAGCCGAAGGUUCCAGUUAACUCAAUUCCACAAGUUGCAGGUAUAUUUAAUUUUGAAAUUGAAUAGGCAUUUGUUAAAAGGGAUCUAUGUUACAUUUUAACAACUUUUCAGGAUAAACAAAAACUACUUUUCCCUUUUAGAUUCCGAACGUAGCAUGAGAGCUAUUGGUUUUACUAAGAUGUUUAUUUUCUUUAUUUUUUUCCUUUGUUCUAGUCUGUGGACACGUUUUUUCUUAGUAAGCUUGCUCCGAUUUUUACGUGUAGCAACUUUUCCAAAAUAUCAAGUUGUCUAGAUGGUAGGUAUUGACUUUCAGCGCCAUUAUUUAAAUAAAAUUCCUAUUUAAAUAGGAAAAAACGUGGGAAACCAUACAAUUUCACGACUUCAUUAUUUUAUAAAAACACGGACGACAUUUUCUAUUAGAAAAAAUGGUUUAGUCGAAAAAUCACAAGUUAUCUUUUUAGGUGCCUUUUUGAUGUACUUUCUAACGGUGUCAUCGCCAAAACUUUUAAGCUUUUAAGGAAUUUUAAUUUUCGGGAGUUUUUGUAAUUUGGUUAUAAAUAUACGUAGAGACUUGAAACUUGGUAAUACGAGGUGUGGCUAUUAAAUAACGAGACUGGUUACGAAAAAAUGUUUUAUUAUAAAAAUUAUUCUACAUUCAAAUGUUCCCCUUCAAUAUACUUCCCUUCCCUCGCCACACACCUUUCCAUACGUUUUUUCCAUUGAUCAAAGCAGUGCUGGAAGUCUUCUUUGGUAAGGGCCUUUAGGAGCUCUGCCGUUUUUUGCUUUACCGCUUCUAUCGACUCAAAUCAGGUCCCUUUCAAAGCAGAUUUUAUCUUUGGAAACAAAAAAAAGUCGCACGGUGCCAAAUCUGACGAGUACGGCGCGUGUUCAAGCACUGGAGUGCGCUUACCGGCCAAAUACUGCUUCACAGAUAGCGCGUUAUGGGCAGGUGCGUUGUCCUGGUGCAAAACUCACGAGUUGUUCUUCCACAACUCGGGCCGUUUCUUACGGACUCUUUCUCGCAGUGUUGCCAAAACUGAUAAAUAGUAUAUCUGGUUGACAGUCUAACCCUCUGGAACCCAUUCAGUCAUCACGAUACCGUUAAUGUCAAAAAAAACGAUCAACAUUGCCUUAAAUUUUGAUUUGGACAUCCUUGCUUUUUUGAUUCUGGGCGAUUCAGGUGUCUUCCAAUGCAUCGAUUGUCGCUUUGUUUCAACAUCGUAUUGAAAAAUCCAUGUUUCGUCGCAAGUUAUAAUGUUUUUCAUCAGUCCGGGAUCUUCUUUUAACUUUUCAAGGAAAUCUGAGCAGACCUGUUGACGCAAGAACUUUUGGUCAGGAGUCAGGUUUUUUGGCACCAACUUCGCACAGACUUUUGUCAUAUGUAAUUCCUCAUGUAAAAUUUUUCUAACCGUUUCUUUAUCGGCGUUUACAGCCUCGGCAAUCAUCCGGAUGCUCAUUCGACGAUCUGCACGCACAAUUUGGUUGAUUUUGGUCACUGUUUCCGGAGUUGAAACAGUGACAGGGCAACCUGGGCACUGGUCAUCUUCAGUGCUCUCUCGACCCUCACUGAAGCACUUAUACCACUCAAAAACACGUGCACGAGAUAGAGAAUUGCCUCUAUAGGCCUCUUGCAACAAUUUAUAGCACUCGGUUGGAGUUUUUUUCAAUUUAACGAGAAAUUUGAGAUGGAUACGUUGCUCCUGUUUUUCGUCACACAUGGUUUUCGGCACGAAAAAAAACACGUUCGUUUCAAACCACUACUGCACAAAGACUAUAAUAGUGACGAAAACGUGUUUUGGUACGUACAUAGAUAAGAUAUCUAGAUACCCAACGCAUUACUCGUUCUUUUCACUACCCAUCUAGGGCGCCCUCUAGACGAGCAGUCUCGUUAUUUAAUAGCCACACCUCGUAAUACUUAUAUUGGACUUACCUAAACGUAGUAAAAUGUCUAAAAUCAUCGAACAACUUUUUUUGUUUCUUAAUAAGCGUGUUUUAAAAUCAAAUUUAAAUAAAAAUCUCAAAAAUUAUGUAUUAUUGCGCUCGAAAUCGUCUUUUGUUAAGCAGUGGUUUAUCGUUGCUUACAGAUAUAAAUGAAAUAACCUUUGUAUCCUACCGUCCCAACUUCUCACCUACAACUUCAGUAUCAACUCUUUUUUAAAUUUACAAUACCUAUAUCAUAAACAUACCUUUUUAAUAAAUUAUGAGUAUUUCAAAAUAAUUUCACAUGGGCAAUAUGAUACGACGAAGGUUAAUAUAAAACGAUGUGUUUAUAUAUGAAGAUAUAUAUUUACCAUAAAACUAUUUUAGCCAAGUAUGUUUUUUCAUAUUUUAAGUCAUAAAAUAGAUACUAAUAUAAUGACAUUAGACAAUGAUCCACCCAAACUAUGUUUACUAAAAUAUCAAAUUAUGAAUUGAUUAACAAAAUAUUAGAAAUAAGUCUAUCACAACCUACUGUUGACUUUCAUAGUAAAAAGCAAUUUCAAAUAAAUAUAAAAGGUAGAAGAUUUCAUUCCGAAUAGUAUAACAAAAUUCUUCCAGAUGGAAAAAGUGUAGAAAAUAGAAAUUAAUUUAGCUAUUCUAUUACCAAUGACCAUAUUUAUUGUAUAUUUUUUUCUUCUUUUGAUAACCAACCAAAUACUGCAUGAACGAAAAAUAGUUUCAACGUAUGGUCUAGAAGAUUAAAUGGUAUCAGAACAUCAGAAUGUACUAAAAAUCACAUAGCAAGUUCAAUUUUAUUAAGACAGUCAUUUUUACCAAUAAUUCCUUCAUUGCAAUAUUGUAAAAAAGUGUCAACAAAUUGUGAAAUUGUGAAACAAUUAAUUAAUAUUACGUUAUACCUUGGUAGACAUAGAUUAGUGUUUCGUGAAGGAUGGUAUGAACAAAACAAAGGAAACUUUAAAGAUCUCAUUAUACUUAUUUCCAAAUAUUCACCUAUUAUGGCUCAGUAUAUUACUGAAAUUAAAAUACAAAAACACAAAAGUAAAUGUUCAUUUAUCUCUUGGAGUAAACACAAUUUGUUAAUUAAUAUAAUUUCUGAAUGUAUGCAAUAUUCAUAGAUGAAGAAAUAGUUUGUACUAGGUUUUUUAGCAUAUCAAUUAACAGUGAUUUUGACAUAUUGAGAAAAAAACAAGUUUCCUAUGUCAUUAGAUAUGUUCAAAACGAUAUUGCCACGGAACACUUUAUUGCUUUAAAAGAAUCUUCGAACACACAAGGGGUGGAUUUAGCUGAACUUUUCUGUAGUGUCUGUACUAAUCACAAUCUUGAUAGGAAAAAUGAUUUAGUCGGGCAAGCUUAUGAUGGAGCAGCAAGUAUACUUGGACAAUGUACUGGUUUACAAUCAAUUAUUAAAAAUCAGAAUGCAAGUGUAUGAUGCUGGGCCCAUAUAUUAAACCUAGUAGUUAUUGAUGCUGUUUCCUCGAGUAACAAUUCUACGGAUUUAUUUGGAAAUUUGGAAGAAAUUUUUGAUUUUAUUUGUUCGAUCAAAAAAAAAUUUCUUUAUACGAAAAAAUCAAAAAAAAAUUAAUCCAAAAUUACUAAUAAGAAGAAUUAAAAGAAUUACUACUACACGUUGGAUGUCACAUUACUAUGCAUUAUGCACUGUAUUCAAAACAUUUAAUGCUUUGAUUGAAACACUUCAAGUUAUUAGAGAUAUAGAACCAGAGGACAGACGAUAUGGUAUCACUGCUGGUGGUUUACUUAAAUACUUUACAUCUGAAAUAUUUUUGUUAAUAGCUUAUAGCUUUGAAAGUAUGUUUAAAAUUUUAGGUAAAGCAUCUCAACACUUCCAAAAUCCAGAUUUUGAUAUUUACUGUGCUACCGUGUUGAUAGAAGACAAUUCGGAAUCCUUAAAUUAACUUCGAACAAAUUAAUUAUUUAAUGAAAUCACUGAUCAAACAAAAAAGUUCAUUAUAGAUAGUGGUUCCGAUUUUGAACCUUUACCUCAACAAAGAUCUUAUAAGCUAAGACAAAUGGCCAAUGAAAACAUUAGAGAUGAAGUAAUUCAUCCUAUACAAUAUUUCAAAAUUUACACAUACUUUUCAGCUUUGGGCUGUAUAAUAACUCAGUUAACAGAAAGGUUUAUUGGCAACAACAAUACUUCAUCAAAUAACUCAAAAAUAGAAAUAUUUUAAAAGAAUAGUUUGUUAAUUGAUUAAUAUUAUAUUAACUGAUAUGUAUAGGUAUUUUAAUAUUUCUUAAGUACAAUAAACUUUUUAUUUCUGAUUAUUUUGCAAUCACGGUUCUCUUAAAAUUAUGUGUCCAACUAUGUUCGUUCACCAUGUACAAAAUUGCAUUUACAUUACCUGUGGAAAGUGUAGUGAUGGAAAGAAGUUUUUCCAAACUUAAAAUUAUUAAAAACAGACUUCGUUCUACCAUGUCCAAUGAUAGACUAGAAUCACUGAUGAGAAUAAAUUGUAAGCAAGAUAUUGAUAACACACGUGUAAUUGAUAAAUUUAAUCUAAAAUUAUUAUCGUUGAUUAAAAAUAUUACAUUUUAAUUUUAAUCAUUAAAGUGUAAACUAUUACUUCUAAUUCAUGAAUAAACGAAUAGUCAAAACAGUCAUACAUGUAUUAUUUACAUGUAGUAUAUGUAUUAGUACUUAUGAUAUAACUAGUUAUUAAACAUAAAAUAAUAUUGUUACUACAACCGCACUUUAUAUUAUAAUUAACAUUGAUGAAUAAGGUAAGCUGUUUUGCAAGAUUUUUUAAAUAUUUUUAUUUUGAAGGUUUUAAUAAAUUUAAAAAAUAUAAUGCCUGUUACAAUUGGUAUGUAUAAUAUCUAUUUAAAAAUAAAUACACCUUAUUCUGACAAAACACAAAUUAUAUUGGUAGGUACCUUAACAUUUACUAGUAUUAUCAAUUAAAAUAUGAUAAAAUAAUAUAAUUUUGAAUUUUUUAGAGGGUGGGAGGGUGGGUAAAAUUAUUUCUUCCUACCCCUGAAAUAUAUAUUUUAGGUGCCACUGAUUAAAUGUCACUGGAUAUUUUUGCACCGGACUAAAUUUUGUUGAAUAUUUCUGUACCUGACUAAACGUCCAGGAUAUGUUACCAAACAAUACUUCUUGAAUCAAUUGAUGUGCCAUCAAAUAUCGUACAUAUCUAUAAUAAAUAUUCAAUCUUCCUUAGUAUACGUUUUUAUUAGAUAAUAUAAAUACAUAAUAAAUCAAAUAACUAAAUUAUAAUAAUUGUAUAUUUAAUAAAAAUCAGAUUAUUUACUAAUAGGUUUUUUUUUUCAGUUGUGUUCACAUGACCCCAGUUCGAAACGGUCAAAAUAUUGUUCAGAAAUUUUGAAUGGUUUCUACGAAAAAGUAAGAACUCAAUUUAUUUUUCAUUGUAAAACAAUUUAUUUCAAAAUUAAAUUUUCUCUAGCAAUAUUUAUUAAGUUCAAUAAAUAAUAAGUAACCGUAUUAAAUGAUACUGGUUCAACGUUCUUCAACAAAAGAUCUAAAUUUUUUUCAAUCAUUAUGGAAUCGUUUAAGCUUUUUUCAAUAGUAAUACAUUUUUUAAACCCAGAUUGAAAUAGAGGACAUUUUUCUAAACAUUUUAAAAGGUCUAAAACAGUGGUGGCUCGUUAUUCAGACAGAAGGACGAUCACACCCCCUGCGUAAAAUUGAAGGAAAGGAAAAUUACAACUUUAUUUUAAAUUUAUGAAAAUUGUAUUAUUCAAUUGACAACCACUAAAUUUAGAAAAUAAUAACAACGUAAAAUUUCAAUUUUAAUUUUGACGUACCAUGUGCAUAUAGUUUCAUGGAAGUACCAUAAUACAAUACGCUGAUACGCAUAAAGUGGCAAGUGCGUGUAAAAGCAGUCGUCAUGUACCUAUUAUAGUAGAGAUAAAACGCGACGUUGUCCAAGCCGAAAUCCAAAAUAAUCUAAUUACACAUAGCACUGCGUAUGAUCAUGUGUAUACCAAUAAAUUUAAACUAGAUACGAUCAUUAAUUAAAUAUACAUAGAUAGCCCACGCAACGUAAAAAACUGUUAAUAUGAAAUCGGAAUAACGGAAAUCAAAAAUAAUAAGCCCGUGAUCGGAAAGCGCCAGUAUAGUUAUUGACACUAAUACAUUUCUGAUGACAACCAUGAUUUUUGUGCUGGCUUGUGUUAGUGUUUACAACAAUUUUGAUUAGCGAUAGAUGAUAAUGUUUAAUCCAACGGAUUUGACGAUCAUAUGACUUAAUUAUAUGACUUAGAGGCUUAAAGCCUCUAAGAAAAUUGAUGGUCCAUGAUAAGUGGAUCAUAUUAUAUUUUUAAACGUAUUUUCCCCUCAUAUUCGUUCGAAUUUUAUCAAUUUUCUAAGUGUAGCCAAGAAGCUAUUAGUUUGACUAUCAUGUGUAUGUUUUUAUUUUUUUCGAAAAAAAAUUGUUGGUUAGUUAAUAUACUCACAUUAUUUUAAUUGUGCUCUCUAAACGAUUUUCCCCUAGGCGCUACUUUAUUUAAAAACAAUUUCUAGAUUCCCAACAGUUUUUCUAUACAAUUCAAUGAACUCCCAAUAAAAUAGUUCAGAAUCAUUUUUAAAUUCCAAGCGUAGUGAGGGAGCUAUUGGGUUUACAGUGCUGUUUAUUUUGUCUAGUUUAUGUACAUGUAUUUUACUAGUAAACUUGCUCCAAUUAGUACGUAUAGCAAUUUUUUCCAAGUUGUUUAGAUUGUACUUUAAACAGGUAAUUUUUUUAUUUUUGACGCCAUUUUUUAAAUAAAAGCACUUAGGAGCACACUUAAAAGCACAGUAGGAAAAAACGUGGGAAAACGUACAAUUUCACGAUUUCAUUAUUUAAAAACUUUAUAAAAAACAUGGACGACGUUUUCUACCAGAAAAAAUGGUUUAAUCGAAAAAUCACAAGAUACCUUUUUUGUUGCCUUUUUGAUUUACUUUCUUAUAGUAUCAUCAUGGUAUGACGGCUAAUCGUCGAUAUAACGAACUUAACCAAACAAACACUUGCCCGUUAUUUUUUGUCGUGCAUGUACUUUAAAAUGUACACAAGGUAAAUAUGUCGUCUAUUUAUAAGAAUUUAUAGUUAUAGCAGGUUUUAGAUUAAAAUUCUAGUGGAACACAUUUUGAUUUGGGAUUGUAUUAAAUCAUAUUUGUACACAAAUGAAAAAAUAGUAGUCAUAAUUUAAGUUAUAGUAGUUAAUAUGUAAACAAAACAAAUUCGAAAUAGCCACAAACCUAAAUAUAGCAGUCUUCAAUUUAUACUUAAUUAACACCAGAACUAAACAAAUAAUAAUAAACCACCAUAGAUGGUAAUUAUGAAAGUUUUCAAUUUUCAGAAUAUUACGAAAAUAUGACUAUUUUAAGUCAAUACAUCGAUAUUUAAAAGAAAAACAUUAUUUGUCACUGGUGUAGGUGAGAAGUUGGGAAGGUGUAGAGAGAAAAUUUAAUGUAUAUCUGUACGCAACGACUAAUUAUGUCUAAAGAAAAAACGAUUUUGACCAGAGUUCGGUUGAUACUGUUGCUUUGUCAACAACAUAUAUGUUAUUUUCUAGUCAAAUAAUUUCAUAUUUCAAAUGUUUGUAUUUCGUGAGACUUUACAUCUUAGAUGUAAAUAUUAUGUAAAAUAAAUUAAAGAACAUUAAAUACUUACUACUGUAGGAAACUGAUUUAAAUGUACAUAAAAUCCGCAAAAAUACGUUUAAAUCGUCAUAAAAGCACUUAAAAAUAAGUCGUAAUAGGGUUUUAAGGUUCCCAUUCUAACUGUUCUAACCCUAUUAAGUACUAUUUUCUAACACUGACAGAUAAUUUACACAAAGCAGUUUUGUAUUUAUAUAUUUUGUUUUGUAUAUAUUUAAAGAUAAUUACUUUUUAAUAGUCGGUUUUUGUAGUGUUAAAAAAUUAUUUUUAAUAAGUUAGAAACAAUAGAUGGGGAACGUUUUAAACUCCUGCAUAUAUUGGUCUUUUAAAUAUUUUUUUAAUGGUUUUUUUAAGGCUAUUAUGACGUUGUUAAGCGUUUUUUUUUUUUGUGAAUUUUUUGUAUAUAUAAAUCUGUUCCUACUUAUUAAAAAUUAUCUACUUGUGAUUUAUCCUAUUAUAGGGACAAUUAAUCUCUAAAUACAAAAUGGCCGGAGCUUUCAUACAAUCUAUUGAUCGUGAUGAUCAUAAUUGCUCUUGUACCUGUGGACUUUUUCCGGCGACACAAUGCAUUAGCGCUGGUUUAAAAGGUCUCGUAGCACCCUCACUAGUUAAAUGUAUAGCAUGGGGACUCCCACCCAAAGACCGUGGGAAUAUACCUUCAGACGACGACUCCAGUGUUGAUGACGACAGUACUACUAGCGACAGCGGCCCUCCCCCGGAUCUAACACCUGCUGCAGGUCAACCUGGUGGAGAUCCGGCAGAUUCUAGUGAAUAAUACUCGAAUAAAAAUAAUUGUGAGCUGCUAUAAAUAACAUAAAAUACAGAAAAUCUCAAAUAUUGGAGAUUUCUACCAUGCGUUGAAGAAUAUAAACGGAAUUUGGCACUUGUAAUUUAAUUUAAUUUAAUCAAUAAAUAGGUAAGUCUUAUUCAAUACUAAUUUUAUAUUCAUAAAUAAUUCUGAUAUUGUUUUGAUAAAUUAAUAAAUGAGCAAUGAUUUUUGUAUGAUAUUUCAAUUACACUAAUUCUAAUUUAUUAGAAGGAAAAAAAACUUUUAUUUUAUUUCCAUGUUUAUACUAUUCUAACAUGUGGAUAAUUAUUUUAUUAAAAUAAGUUUUAUGUCUAUUUUUAUCCAUAAAUACCUUAUAUUGGGUACCUAUUUAUAGGUACUACUUAGUAAGCAUUUUGAAAUUCAAUAUUCAAUAUUAUUUAAUACUAGCUUUAUAAAUACUUUUUAUUUAGUUACAUUUACAAAUAUAAUACAUACACACGUAUGUAACGUAACUUCUUAAAUUUAUAAUAUAGAAAUGAUAAACAAUUACUGUUACGUAUACAAGCAGAUCUAAGUUCAACCCAAGUUAAACCUGUAAUGUUUAAAUAUGAGCAUUUCUACACUAUUGUUAGUGACUGUUGAUCAUGUAGCAAUACACUUAAAACUUACGAAAAUGAAUUUCUGGUAGGUAACUAUUGGGGAAAUACUAAAAACCCUACAUAAUGAAUCAUAAAUGGAUUGUAUAUAAUAUUCAAAACAAAUAAAUUUACACGAUAACUAACUAAUAAUGUAAAUAUUAUCAAAAAAAAACAAAAUGAACAAAAUAAUAAACAUAGACACAAUGUAAGCGCCCACCUAACAAUGUAUUUUUACUAGUAUAUGUAUUACAAUUGUAUUAAUAAAUAAAGACCAAUCGACCUAUACAAAUAAUAAUAGAUAAAAAUUCAUCGUAACAUCAAUAAAAAAAAAACACAAUAUUUUUAUAAAUAAUUUGAGUAUGCUUACAUAAACAUAACUAGGCCCUCAUAUCACUGAUAACAAUAGAUUAUCACUGAUCCCGCGUGUUACUGUGAUUAUGAAGUUCGUCACUCCGAUAAGCCAAUGCUAUCUAUCUGGCCUAUCUAUUUUCGAGCUUGUUCCACAAAACGUAGACAAUAUCCCAAUACUCGCUGUAUCUGAGCGAUCAAAGAAAAGCGAUCCAUUCACGGGUCCUCCUCUUCCUGGAUGUGCAACACGCAUGUGUUGUCGUUUUCACCUCCAGUAAACCUUCCCCAGGUUCCGUGAUAUCCGUCUGCGCCAUCACUGGUCCAAAAAGUAUCUUCCUGACGUAAAAAUUCCGGUCCCGCUAUAUGCUUCAAACAUGCUAACAAAUCUCGAGAUAGCAUCCCUCGAAAGGCUGAGGCAGCCGUAUUGUCAGUUGUGUCACGUAAGCUCAUUCACACCUGGGUAAUAACGCUUGAAUCUUGGCAACUCGGUUCGUCACGAAAAUGUUACAUUGCUUUUGCUCUUGAGUGAGUCAUGUUAAGGCAACUGUCGAGUUCUUCUAUACUCUGAUUCUAUUAAUGUUAAUUACAUCCCUUAAUAGCUCUAGGUGGUAUGACAAAAGUCUGGCCAGUAGUAACAUCGUGUACAACUCGAGCCACGGAAUGGUAAGUUUAGUGUCUCUUUGCGAUGAUUUCAAGGUGCAACCUUAGUCGUGCACCCGAUAAAAUAAACAUUGAACCUCUUCAGAUUAUCCGCUAUCCGUAAAAACACUGAGGCCGCAUACCCUCACUCGAAUGCGUCCACAAAACCAAUCAACUGCACUUCUCUAACUACGUGAAUAUCGAUGUGACGGAGUAUUAACACUUGUGACAAGAGCGGUAACUCCUCUAGAAAUUGACGCCACUUCACCGCUAACAGAAUGAAUACCGGGGAGUUCCAAUCCAUUUUUUCAACCCACAGAAACACAGGACCUAACGCUCCAUGACGUUUCGAAUCUGAAAGAAAACGUAUCUAUAGUCGCUCAUAUUACACGCUAUAGGAUCGACAGACAACAAGCCACGGACAACAUUUACUGUAUUACUGACUGUCGCCGGCACAACGGCAAUAACAGCAAUGCACCGUCGACAGCCCCUCCCUACCGCUAGAUCUAAGAGAUAAUCUGGAAUGUUUGCGCCUGACCUUAUCGCUCCCGAUAAACCAUUAUCGAUACCGACAGUGACUAUAUAGCAAACUGCAAGCGGCGGAAACAAUCGAUUACGCUCCAAAGUCAGGUUCCGUCAGGUCCGUAGCAUCUGGCUUUUUACCACCUGUCCAGCAAAACUUGUAAAUACGAAACCAAACAUAACAAACUCGAGAACAACUGAUCAUCACCAGAGGAGCGCAACGGUCAUGGAAUCGUUCUAGUCCGUCUUUCGUAAUUCAUCGUUAAAAUUGCCACCGAAACAAAGCCAACCAGUCUGCCAAAUCAUAUUUUAAAACACUAUCACGAGGGAUCAUCUGGACAAACCGAAGGCAUUCUGCAAACAUUACUAACGACAACGAAAGAAUGUCGGUGUUAACCUGUCGGCACCACACGGUUAACAUGGAAUUGCUUAAGGAUGGUUCAGAUAUCAUCAAAUGAGAAUCUCAUCUAACUGACACCAUUGCUCUCCACAAAGAGCAUUCCUAACCAGGGCCUAAUUUAAAGAAACAGAAUCCUUGUGAACUACACAUUUUUAGGGCCCUAUUUGUAUUAAAAAAUAAAUCGGUAAAAAUUAAAAACAAUACAUUUUUUUUAUAUGUUUAAGAGGUAG